AUGUCAAAACUGAUGCUUACUCGAACCGGAACUACAGUGUUAAAAAACCGUCGGCGGUACAGCAGGAACAGGUGUCCACGACGCCAGUCGGCACCCACGGUGCUUCAGAGAGCACCAGGCGCAAGAAAUAGUUCAUCGCCAGGACCUUCUCCACCAGGACUAUUCCACAUUCCCGAAUGUGCCCGGGUCACCGCCGAGUUGUGGCGAGCAAGAUCGGAUCCAAUGCAGUGCCGAUGUGACUCACUCAAAGCCAACGCCGAUUACUUACGAGCCACUUCAGACAUGCUCCGUUUAAAGUCGGAUGCGCUUCGGUCAAAGUCGGAACAGAUUUGCAGCAUUAGUGGGAAAGACUCGUCACACCACGCAGCUAUGUUGCUGCAUUCAGAAGAGCUUAGAUCUAAAGCAGAACAACUCCGUCGUGAAUCUGACGCCAUCAAAGCCAGAAUGGAACUGAUAAGGACAGAAUCUGAAACCGCCUUCGUAUUCCCGGAUUUCUCGUCAAAGAAUAACUGUGUGGCCACAAGUCCAGUAGUGUCAUCCAGCAGCUUGCUGGUUCCAGGAACUGCUUCUAACGCGGAACCAAUGGAUGUCAAAGUGCUCGUGA
Messenger RNA from Candidula unifasciata, 604 nucleotides. The record is from the annotation of a GenBank genome assembly. Lineage: Eukaryota; Metazoa; Mollusca; Gastropoda; Stylommatophora; Geomitridae.